Messenger RNA from Aspergillus caelatus, 1428 nucleotides. RefSeq names its product glycerophosphodiester phosphodiesterase family protein. The record is from RefSeq and is a predicted model, not a curated record. Gene Ontology annotation, molecular function: phosphoric diester hydrolase activity; glycerophospholipase activity. Gene Ontology annotation, biological process: lipid catabolic process. Lineage: Eukaryota; Fungi; Ascomycota; Eurotiomycetes; Eurotiales; Aspergillaceae. The coding region runs from base 122 to 1033 and encodes 303 amino acids. The transcript has a single exon.
CGGCUAUUCUGCUUUUCUGAUUCUGUCUCAAAUGUCGUGAGUUUUGUUGUUGUUACUGUACUACUACUGCCUUAUUUCAUCGUAUAUCAUAUGUGAAUAUAUGAGUAGAUAGCACUCGAAAAUGCCCUCCCCGUCAUCUCUGCUACGUACUUUAUGUGCCAUUUCCCUGCUCGGCCUGACAGCCGCCGCUCCGUCCGUGCAGACUGCCCUAACCAACGGCCCGCGACCGAUCUACGCCAUCGCACACAGAGUUCUCCGAACUGAAGCAGUGACAGCGGCGAUCUCCCACGGUGCCAACGCAAUAGAAGUUGAUCUCCACGGCACGGACGAAUGGUGGGCUGAUCACGACUGCAAGAAAAACAGUGCCGGCGACACCGCCCGUGAGCUCUUCCAGUUCAUCGCCGAAGAGCGUAGGAACGGCGCCAACAUCACCUUCAUCUGGCUAGACAUCAAGAACCCCGAUGAAUGCCCGCAGUACGAACCAUGCUCCAUUCAGGCCCUGCGGGAUCUAGUCCGCGAAACGCUAGAGCCAGUGGGCAUCCGAGCCUUGUAUGGCUUCUACCAAACCGGAGAAAGUCAGGGCUAUAAGGAGAUCCUGCAUUCGCUGAAUCAGAACGAGGCUAUUUCUCUCAGUGGUUCUGCCAGGGAUGUCUUUGAGAUGUAUUUUACUACUUCGCGGUCUCUGCCUGUGAAGCAGAGGAUCAUGGACUAUGGACAUGUCAAUAUUCAGAAGAAUUUCGGAGAUUGCCAUGAGCGUGGGGGAACGACUUGUUCGGAGUUGCGCAAUGGGCGCUCAGCUAGUGAUAGAGGUCAACUGGGGAAGGUCUUCGCUUGGACUAGCACGGAGGGGGAUACAAGAUAUGUGAGCGAUCUGCUGAGUGUCGCUCAGGUUGACGGGAUCAUCUACGGGAAUCAGAAGCAUGAUUAUAAGGACGAAGCCCGUACUAGGAAUGCCUUCUGGGAAAUCCUAGAUUUCGUGAAGGCUAAUCCGGAUACUGUCCGGAUGGCGACGGCGGAUGAUGCACCUUGGUAGGUGAUCUUAUGUUUGGAUCAUUGCUGUCGAUUCCGCUGUUUAUUUCACAAACUUUGAUUAUGAUUAUAUCUUCACUCCUGCAGCUUUGGACGUUUAUUCCUCCCUCGCGCGACUCUCAUCGACGUUAUGUGCCUCUCCAAAAGGCUGCUCCGAGGAGAGACUGCUCGGAGAACGAAAGCGUUGGGUUAAUGAAGGCAUGAAUGGUCAGAUCAAAUCUGCAAAACACUGUAUAUACCCCAUUUCUUUCCAACUGCUAUAGAAGUUCCUGGAAGGAACGGGAAACAAAUCCAUGCUAGCACGAUCCUCGUAAAAAAGAGUCCAGUUAAGCAUCGAUUGAACUCAAGAUGGCAUGACAUUCAUACACUAACCGCUUCAAGGAAGGAGGUCGUGUGACC